CUCACUACUGUUGAAAUAAACUUUAGUUAUUGUUUAUGGUGCUGCACAGUUGUCUUUUCUAUUAUUUGAGGUUGAGUACCGUUUGUUGCAAUUCCUUCAAAAAGACUACCAAAACAGGUGAUGGAAACAAAAUAUGUUUAAAAUGAAGUCCGUAGUGGCUUAUGUUCGUAGUCUUCUAGGUCUGUGCGAAGAUACUCCGCCGAUAAGAACAAGCUUCAAACGCGACAGGGCCGACGAUGAUUUCUCGUCCGACGAUGAAACACCGGCCCUCAAGAGACUCAAACAGUUGAAGAAAACUAAUUUCCCUAGCGUCAUGUCUACAAAUGUCUUUUUAGAUGAUUGGGAAAAAGAGGAGGAAAAACCUAAGAAUGUAAGAUAUGUGCCAAUACAGUUAGAGGGCCGGCCAAGCACAUCUACACCAAAUGAGCCUCGCAAGUCACGAGUGAGGACUGUGCCAAUCCAACUUGUGGGUGUAACAGAGAAUGGGCCCGCAACCCCCACAAGGAAGCCCCGCAUGCAUACUCCAGUAAGACCUGUAGUGCAUGCGGUGUUAGAUGAUGACAAUGAUGAACCAGAAGUAACGUGGGUGGAAACAAAACCAGACCAACCAAUCAAGAAACCGACUAGGGUUUACAUAGAUUUAGAUGCUGAGGACAGUGAGCAAAACCAAGAUAAUGAUGUUAUCAUAGUGAAGAAAGUCACCACCCCGCCACCAACCAAACCAUACCAGUACUUCCUUGCCAAAAGUAGCCAAAACUCUGCAGACUCCUCAGAAACUUCAGAACCUGUAUACCUUAAAUUAAGCAGAAGGUCCAACGAUAGAAGCAUGUUGAACCUGUCUCCUAGAUCAUUCACAAAGUUUAAGGCACCUCCUGGCAUUACCAAGUCUUACAAAAAACCGCCAACCCCUCUACCAAGAUGGAUGCAAUCCACUAAACCCACAUCUUCAACACUCUCGUCAAUUUCAAGAAAUAGAUUUUUAGGUGUAAAUGGUAACUGUAGGACAACACUAUCAGAAGUGUUCAAUUUGGACGAAAAAAGAAAUUAUCAGGAACUGAUUCGGCGAGUAGCAGGUUCAAUGAAACCCAAUACUAAGUCUAUGGAACACAUUAAUCUGGUAGAUGAUGCAGCAUCAUUCAGGUUGACGCGAAAAUCCCAGAAAAGCGCGCUAAACGAAAUAAAACUCGUAGAGAGUGAUCUGCUUGCUGAGAAAGAAAAUGAUGCAUCAAAAGAAUAUGAUCCUAUUACAGUAGCUUCCAUAAACUCUUCAGAUUCUGAAGUAGAAAUAGUUCCGUCAGAGUCAUCCACAACAUCUUCAAUGAAGAUUGACCCCGUGAAUACAUUGAAAGACUCAUACAGAGAUAAGGAGGUCACUUCUACAAACUGGUUGUCCAAAUUAGAUUCUAAGUAUAGAAAAAAACUGCAAGAGACUCAGGAGCUGCUUAAAGAUGCUAGACGAGAGUCAGAUAUCAUAUCAAAAGUGAAUAGUGAACAAAAGAUAGCUCAUUUAGAGCACAAGCUUAAGUAUGAGCUCAGCAUACCGGAGAGUAUCUAUGAGGAGCCGCAGCCCACUGUGGAGCUGCCGCCGCUCACGCCCGAGCAGGAGAAACUCGUCAACAGGGCUCUGGGGCCCGGCCCUCCCGGCCAGCUGCUGGUCGAGAAGUUUAAUUUAAGAAUACACAGGCGGGACCUGCAAACCCUGUCAGGUCUAAACUGGCUGAAUGAUGAAGUGAUAAACUUCUACAUGAACCUGUUAAUGCAGAGAAGUGAGGAGCGGAAAGACUUACCGAAGGUGUACUGCACAAAUACAUUCUUCUACCCCAAGCUCAUGCAGAGUGGGCAGGCUGGACUAAGAAGGUGGACGAGAAAGGUGGAUAUCUUUGCGCACGACCUGAUGGUGGUCCCUGUGCACCUGGGCGUGCACUGGUGCCUGAGCCUGGUGGACUUCCGCAACAAGAAGAUCAACUACCUCGACAGCAUGGGCGGCCGCAACCAGGCCUGUCUGGACGCGCUGCUGCAGUAUCUGCGCGACGAACACCAGGACAAGAAGGCCGCGCCUUUCGACGACAGCGGCUGGAAGACUGAGUGUCUCAAGGACAUCCCGCAGCAGAUGAACGGCAGCGACUGCGGCAUGUUCGCGUGCACGUUCGCGGAGUUCUCGUGUCGCGGCGCGGGCUACAGCUUCUCGCAGGCGCACAUGCCCUACCUGCGCCGCAAGGCCGCGCUCGAGAUCCUCGCCGGCCGCCUGCUGCUGUAGCCUGCUGUGGCCUGCUGUGGCCUGCUGUGGCCUGCUGUGGCCUGCUGCAGCCUGCUGUAGCCUGCUCCGGGCCCAGCUCGGCACAUAACGAUGGUACUGCACUUAUCAGCACACGGUAUGUUACAACCUAAUAAGAGUAUAAUGAUCAGCUCUGUCUGUAAGUUAGCUAGCUAAGAGUACUAGCAGGCGCACUAAAGUGAUGCACAUUAUUCUAGAGUCAAAAUAUAAUUGGAUAAGGAAUAAUGAUGGUGUCAUCCCAGGAAGAAACAAAUACUCUAUCCAAUACUGGAAAGUUAUUUGUGAGUGAAAUCUAUAGAGAAGAAAUCUCAAUACUUCCAUUGAAUUAAAACUUGUCUCUUCAUUGUAAAGAAUAUAGAUUAGCAUUUGAUAACAAUCAAAUAUAACAGAAUGUUAAUAAAACAUAGAUUUCACGAGUCUGUAAAUUUUCACAAAAGUAGAUAAAGUAAUUAUUAAAUAAUAUAAAGAUCGUUAAAAUAAAUACUUCACUAACUGUUAUGGAGAGUUUUAACGAGUAACCGACAUAUUGUCUGGUCUAAGUCUGAGAUGAUUGUUUAUAUAUGUAGGUAUGAAAGAAACUGGUUUAUCUUAAUUUAAGACAUUUCACGUGACAUCCUUCUUGUGCGUUUACGCGUAGCUUUCAUUUAUACUUAAAAGAGUAAAAAUAAAAUUGUAAAGAUGUAAAGAUAAUUGAUGUUUGUAUACGAGCAAUAUUUGGAUUGUAAAUCAUCAAAUUAUAUGUACGGGGACCUCGACCGGCCUUGCAGUAGUUAACUAGUCAGUCGAAGUAUUAAAUAUAUAUUGAGACAUUGGCCCGAAUUUCUUCUAUGCCAUAAAAUGAAGAUUAUUAACGUCACAGCUUCAAGAUGAAUAAAUAGUAUUCACCAGCGAAAAGAUAAUUUGUGAAUAAUUAACAUUAAUAAGUAUAUAUUAAACUCCUUAUUGAGAUAUUAAGCUUCGCGUAAACGUAAUAUAUUCACACUUUGUAUAUAAAAUAUUUCAUUCCCACUUGUUCUAAGAAUCAAAAAUAUGGAUUAUCUUGACAGAUCGUACUCAAAUUGUAACGGUCAGUUUCGAAAGCUACUAUUUAUAUAAUAAAAAAAAACAAAUUCCAAUUGAAGUACUGUUUAUGUAUGGUGGAUAACAAAUAAUUAAAUUUUCUCAUAGUUCUACUAUUGUAAAAAUAAGAUCGAUAAUAUAAUGAUUAAUGCCCAAUAUGGAUCAAAGUAACUGUUAUUUUUUAAUUCUGAUAUUAUUAAGAAAAACUUCUUUGAUUUGAUUGCUAUAUAAGGCGUUACACCUAUUUUCUUAUUUGAAAUCGUACACCUAAACUGUACUUACAUUAUUAAUACAAAGUACUCAAAGUCAGUCAAAUAGACAAUACGUACUUGUCAGGUUUCUCAUGAUAAUAUUUUAGCGUUAUCUAAUGAUCCAUGACAAAAACAAAGAAAAUCCACUGGAACAAAGGCUAUCUUAUAAUUAUUUGUGAUAAAAUGUAUAAUUGGAUGACUCUGAUGUGACGAAUGUAUGUGGAUGAAUAGAAGUAGCAUAUAGAAAAUAAGAUAGUUAAUAAUGUAUUCUGUGUUCUAAAUGAUUUUUCAUAGUUUAGAGAGGUACUACUUCGCGCGUUAGACCUGAUUUACCUGUAUUCGUCAAAGACGGGAUAUUGUAAUUAAGGGCGCAACUGUCUAAAUAGGGUGUUUUUGACUAUAAAUCCAAUUAGGCUCUCAGAUAAAUUUGUCAAAAAUGUUGAAUACGUUAUUAUAAAAAAAACACAUACGUUUGACCAUCCUUAGUGCGUUUAAUCCUAGUAAUAUUUAUUUAUUUGAUACUAUAAAUAGCUGCCUGAUAAAUUUGAAAAUAUUGGAUACAGAGUCCAAUAUUAGCAAAUGCAACUGGCGGAACUAAUUAAAUUGUAUUAGUCCAAUACCCUAUUACAAAGUAAAUCUAGUUUAAUCGAACACUACUUCGCUGGCGCUGUUUAUAACAAAGCUGACAACAAUUGUAAUAUCAAUUGGUCCAGUUAGCAGAGUAUACAUAAUAUUAGUUGUACAUUUUUCAUUCCUAAAGCUUUUACUUAUAAUUUGUGCUUAAUUUCGUAUGUAUCGAACUCGCGUUUGUAUUUAUGGUGAUGAUUGAUAGAUUUUCUCUGUUUGUGUCAUGGAAAUCGGCCGUUAGUCCUAGCAAUAAGUAUCUCUCUGUAUUAUAAAAAAAAUGUAAGUUAAACUAACUUAAUUCAUAUAAUUAUAAAUUAGACAUUUUGUUUUGCCUGUAAAGGUUAUCCGAAGUUUUUCAAGUGACGGAAUAAUAAAUAAAAGAAUUUAAAAUC
Messenger RNA from Trichoplusia ni (cabbage looper), 4604 nucleotides. RefSeq names its product sentrin-specific protease 1-like. NCBI's taxonomy places the organism in Eukaryota, Metazoa, Arthropoda, Insecta, Lepidoptera, Noctuidae. The transcript is spliced from 7 exons. Gene Ontology annotation, molecular function: deSUMOylase activity. Gene Ontology annotation, biological process: protein desumoylation. Bases 134 to 2257 code for a protein of 707 amino acids. Gene Ontology annotation, cellular component: nucleus. The record is from RefSeq and is a predicted model, not a curated record.